AAUUGGUCUCGUUGUAAGCAAUUAAUUUCAGCUCUUACUUUAUGUAGUAUGUAGGCCAAAUAUAAAUAUAAAUAUUGAGAUUGUCCUAAUUAAUCUUUUUAAUGUGCUAGUGAAAGAUGGCGGUAUCCACAAUCUGUAUGAAAUAAAUAAACAAAAAAUUGUCCCUCUAAACUCUAAUCAAAACUGCUGCUGCAGAAAAUUCAGUUUAAAAAUCCCAUUGGCAAUGAAUAUUGCACAGACAUGGCAAUUUUUAGAGAGAGUCUUAGUAGCUGACAUUGUGAGUAUUUAUUAAGUUUAAAAUGAAUAGGCCAGCCUAAGCGCCUUCUUAAUCUUACUAAUAACUUAAGUAAUAACUAAGAUUCUUAGUUAGUGACUAAGAACAAGAAGUAAACACUCUCAGUAGUCUCAUUCAGGGUUAGUAGUAAGUGAAACGAAGUGGCUUUUCGGACCCGGGAAAAGAGUGAGAGGUUGGGUUUAUUUUUUUAAAAAUUCAAAUAUUAUUGGUGUGUUUCUAAGAGAAAAAUUGGUAUCAAAUAAAAGAUAAUUGAAUGGAAUAUAAAAAUAUAUGUUUGUACACUUGCUUCUUCAGUUUAAAGUUUAACUAAAAAUAAACUAUUACUUUAACUACCACACAUGACAUCCGUCCCGAAAAGUCAAUAGUGACAAUAGUCCAAUUGCAUUUAGUCUAGUCUGGGACCUCUGUCAGACUCAAUCCAAAUAAUGAAUAAAAUUUGGAUUGACACAAUUUUGUUGAUGAAAAACAACGGAGUGUUUGUAGAUUCCCUGUAUGUUUGCAAAAGCUGCCCAUCCGUCUGAUACAAUUACAAUAAGUGAGCCUCACGCUAUGCAUUACGACUACUGUAACGGGAUGGCACAUCGGUCUGGCACUUAAACAAGAAACAGCACCCAUUCUCUCUUUCUAUGCCACAGAAAAACCAAUGGCCCUAUCCACCGUACUUUUAACAGACAUCUUAAAAGAUUAAUAGUUUUAAUAGUACUUCAAACUAAUUUCAGACUACUUAGUUAGAAUUUUAGGUGCAUUCAGUAGGAUACUAGUUAAUUACUUGUUUUUAGGCUAAUUGUUGUGACUAUGACAUGAGUGAGUGAUUCUUGACUGUUGUCAGUACAGUAUUUUCAAAUCAAUGUCAGUAUUGACUUGUUGACUGAGACUUGAGACCGUGAGUAGAGUUUCGUUUAAUUUGUAAAAAUUUGUUUGAAUCAUGAAUGAAAUCUUUCUUCUGAGAAGUCAGGACUGAGUAUGAGUGGCAACAACAGUCCUCAACAGUGUAUUACUGUAGUAAAAGUUCUGUCUCUUCAUUCAAUAAAAAAUAGGCUAAAUAUGUAAUGCCUUUAUAAAUAUCCCUUUUGUUUAGAAGCCAUGUUUUUUAUUAUGAAAAUAAAUAAACACUUUUAAAAACUAUGCCAUGACUUUUAACAAUUACAAAAUUUUAUGAUUUUUUAAAAUUGUGUUCUUUUUAUAUUCUAGGAAUCAUCAGAAAUAAAAUGGAGCUCCGUUCUGCCCAGUUUAGAACUGAAAGAAGCAGCAAUUUUUUUAGGUUCGCCUGGAAUGUGUCAGUUGCUGGAAGAAUGGUUACUUGAAACUAUACUUCAAGAUCUGAACAAGAGGGUUAGCCCAUUGUUCUGGAAAUAUUUCAAUGAGAAAGCUGACUCGGGUAGCUCAGCUAAAGCUAAUGCAGCUGCAUUUUCAAAUGCCUUUGGAUUUUUAUAUGGUAAAUUACUAUAGCCAACUUAUUUUUUAAAUUACAAAAAAAAAAAAAAAAAAAAAAAAAAAAAAAAAAAAAAAAAAAAAAAAAAAAAAAAAAAAAAAAAAAAUUUUUUUUUUUUUUUUUUUUUUUUUUUUUUUUUUUUUUUUUUUUUUUUUUAAAAAAAAAAAAAAAAAAAAAAAAAAAAAAAAAAAAAAAAAAAAAAAAAAAAGGUGCAGUAGCAAGAUGAAUUGUCAAGACAUCAUUUAAAAAAUAUGUUUACAUUCCCUUUAUCUUUUGUUGUUUCAGAUGUGUACAGUAAUUUUUAUCUGGUUGCUUUAACACGCUUAAGAUGGCUGCAAGUUUUGGCUGCAUCAGCACCUGUUACCGGACCAUCUUCUGUCACUUCAGCUUUUACUCCAGUGAAGGCAGGCUUUGCCAAGGGUGUUAGGUUUGGAGAGCUAGAGAAACCCAAAGCACUUUUGAAUUCAUUUGGAAAAGGAAAAGGGGACAGAGGUGUAAAGCUGGAGACAGGUCCGCUCAGUGUUACCUUUGAAAAGGGAACUAAGGGGGAGGAUAUGGAGACAGACUUCAGUGACAUCAGCUUGGAAGGGAACCCUUUUGGGGCCGGUUAUGAGAAAAGAGCUUCUGGAAGUAUGGACGGUUCGUACUUACGUAAUAAGAGUGUGGCUGAAGACAUGCAGGCUGCUGGUGAUCAAGCCAUCUUGUCUGGGCAGUUAAAUUCAACUUUGAACCUUUCUAGAAAUAUUCAUGCCACCAAGAUAGUGGAGGAAGAAGAAGAUAUUGAAUCAUUCAUUCGUUCCCCCAUCGGAGGAAAUAAAAAGCUUAUGUCUUCGGCAAGUAUAAGUAAAACUAAUUCUCUGCUGCCACAAUCACUGGCCAAAAGUAGCGCAUUUACCAGUGUAAAAACACCAGCAGUUGACAGUAACUCAAGGCCACUUAGUCAGACCUCUACACCUGGAAUGGCCUUGUAUCAAACCCCAGGGCCCAUCACUCCAAUAGCAUAUCAGGAUUCUCCAGAUGUUUUCUCAGAUAUUUCUGUGCAGCACGGUGCAACUGCUAUGUCACAGCUUGAGACCCCUUCUAUUCAGGGUCAGUCCAUGGUUGAAUUUCCAGACUCUUCUGCACCUCUUGCAGCAGGAUCAAAUGAUCCCCUGCCAGAUGCAUCAAGCAUAUUUGGCGUGGCAGUGACCUCUAGACCCGUCCCUGGGGGUUUUGUUCCUUGGCCAAGCAAUGAUCAGCACAAAGGUUUGGGUGGACCGCAAAACAGAGUAAGUCUUCUUGAUGCUGAAUCUGUCUAAAUAACUGUUAUUUAAAAAAAAAAAAACACAAUUAUGUGGCGGGUUUAUUUAAUGCAAAAUUCAUCUAAAAAAGUCAAACCAGACAUGACUUUGUAAAUUUAUAGCACAUAUUUUAAACACAUACAUUGAAGUCCCAUAUUGCAAUAUUCUUCAAAAGAUUUUCAUAGCUGGGUAAAACUAAAUCUAACCCUUCUGAAAUACUUCAGUUGUUGUCAAUAUUAAACCUCACUAAUCAUCAUGUUUACAAAAACAUAUCUCUUUUUAGGUUCAGUUAAUGAUCAGAGCCGUUUUGUUCUACACCUUUCCUAAACAAUUUGCAUCUGUUGUGAAAGAUUUUUAUGCCCAAGCGUUUGAUAUCUACAGAAGUCAAGCUGAAGGAACAGGUAGACACAAAAAAAAUGAAAAGAAGAUUUACUGGACUCUAAAAUUUAAAAGAAAAAUAAUUUAUUAAAAAUUACCACACUAUAUCCUUUUUGAAAAAUCUGUAAAGGACUUUAAAUAAAAAUUAAUUUAAAAAAAAAAAAUUAUAGUUUACUUUGUUGAUUUUAGUGAUGAUGGGAUCUUAUUAUAUUACUGGUAUUUCAAACAUUACUUUUCAAGAGAAUAUAUAUUUAGCUUGCCAGUAUGUCAGCUUUGUAAUUUUAAUGCAUACAAAAUUGAAUUACUCUACAGUUUCCAUAGGAGAUUUAGAGGAAAGCCAAAAGACUUUUGAUGAAGUGAACAAAAAACUGUAAGUCAUAUUAGAGUAUUUUGCAACCUGUAUGCACUCCCUUACUGAACUUAAAUCACAAAGACAUAAGUAGUGUACCCAAACUAUUGAUAUCAUUCUCGUACAACUGCAAAUUCAUGUAUUUCUUAAUUCAGCAAAUAUCUAUAAUAAAUCAGAGACACUACAGAUAUGGCAACAGUGGAAAACAAUGGUCACAUGUAGUUUUAAGUACACUUGAAUAAAUAAAUUGUGGUCAGCUAACAGCGCCUAGCUAAGUACAAAUGUAUAUUGUUUUUAUUAGCCACUGGUACUUUUUUGUACGUUAGCUUAAAGGACUUUUUUUCUCUUCCAGUUAUGUAUGGAGAAAAAAUUAUAGAAUAUGCCAUCUUAUUUGAUACAGGCUCUCAAAAAAACUGUUAUCUUUUUUAAAAAUAUAUUCUUGAUAUAAAUCCUUUGUGCCUUUUUUUUUGGGGAACUGGGGGGUUGGGGCCCCCCCCCCCCCUAAAUUUUCCUGAUCCUUUCAGCCACGCCUACACUUUCUCACCAUCUGGAAGGGGGGGGGGGGGGGUUUAACACCAAUUUUGAGGAUCGCUGGUCUAGGUGAUUAACUGAAUUUUAGGACAUAAGGAGGAUGGUUAAAACCAUCUUAAAUGAUUUUGAGCCAUAAAACCAAGUCUGGUGAUAUAAAAGCUUUUAGAAAUACUUGCAAUAGAAUGGGACUGGAAGAAUGAAGAGAAAUUACUGCUACAGGAUGUAAAGUUAAAUUGCAAUACAUCUCUUUUAAUCUUCAUCUGAUAAUUGUGUUGGUUACCAUGACCCACCCACCCCCACGCCCCUGUCACCUUUUUUUAAAUAAAAUAUUUAUUUUAAAAAACUUUUCAUAAUUUGUUUUUUUUCUCCUUCACAUGUGAUUGUAUUCUCAGUGAUGAAAUGGGUAUUAUGGAGUUGGUGUCUGGCUCAGCUGUGACAGAGAUUGUACACACACAAAUAGAGAAGCACAUUGAGGAUGAGUGCAAGGGAAAUUUUGACACAUCUUAUCUCAGUGACUUGGAAGAGGUGGGCCAUUUCAGAUUUUUAAAUACUUUUUUUCAUGCAGUCGUUUGUGCAUUCGAUGAAUAACCCCAGCAAGAAAACGGAAUAUUAACUUGAUAUAUAAGAAUGAAAAGUCCUGAGUAGAAUAUAUGCAUGUGCACAGUGGAAAACAAUGAUGGAUGGGGAAUGGGCCACCAACUCAGAGCUAUAUUCGCUGUACAAAAGUCCAAUCAUACGAGUAGCAAAGAAAAAGAGGAAAAACUUCUUUGGAUGGGACAAGUGGAGGGGAUUCCUGACAGAGAAGGGAAGCUGGUGUCAAACAAGUCCUCACUUAGCCACUGCUGAUUUGGUUUUACAAUGUGGAGACAGAUUUGCAGCAGAUGGGGGGUCCCUAGGUGGAAACGGAGGACACUGUAGAUUGAUGGAUUUACCCCAAUACAGAAUGUUAAUAUUUGAAUUAAAUAAAUUGAUUACAUAAAAUAUUGAUAUGUGGUUUUUUUUGCAAAGAGACAACACAGUCUGUAGUUUUAAUCUCUGCUUAAUAGGGCGAAAAAGAUUUAACUCAAGAGUCCUUAACCUGUGCAUUAGUUUCCCCUCCAUCUGUUAGAUGAACACACUGCCAUGCGAAAACAGCUAGAGAAAAGCUGAGAAACAAAACAGCUUGCUUUUAAUUCAGUUGUAUGUACUUUUUCAAGUUGAUUCAAAACACAGUAUCAUGUAAUGAUAUAUAAAAUAAAGCUACAUCUCCAGGCAAAUGUUUAAAAAUAAUCUUAUAAAGAUUUAUCAACAACAUAUCUUUAGAUCAGUGGUCUUUACUAAAAGGAAAAAUGAGAGGAGGAUUUCCUUUUUUUAAUAAUUUAAUUUUUAAAAUUUAAUUUAUGAAAUUGAUAGUCUUCUUCAAUCCAAAUCCAACUAAAAUAAUUAUUUUCUGCCACUGCCCAAUUCAAUAAAAAAACUAAUAAUGUAAUUUGGGGAUGUGCUCUUUUCAAGGUUAAAUUAACUUUAUAUUAAAAAUGUCAGUAGACCUGUUUACUCUUACAAUUUUGGCGUACAUUGUACGAUUUUGAGGUGUAUAAAUGGUAUAUUCUGUAUGUUUAUUUUUUACUAUAAAUAUAAGGUAUUGAAAAAUUUUGUGAUGAUAUUGUACGAUUUUAAGAGUUUGAGGGUAAACAGGUCUGUGUCUGGAAAUUCUGUUCUUAAUCAAUGCCUUGCAUCAUCUUCUGAAUAGACUAAAAUAAAAUACGAUGAAUUGAAGACAUAUUCAAUAAACAUGAAUUAAUUUUCCCAGUGGCUAGACCAGCAGGUUUUGGGUUGGCUGAACCACAUUUAUGCCUGUAAGCAGACAGCCUCACAGCUUGCCAGUGUGGUCGCCUUCCGGGACAGACUCCGACACUUCAUCUAUGAAACCUACGCCAAGUCUUUGAUUGGUCAGUUCUUCGACAUAAUCAUUGACUAUCCCGACUCAAAGCCUGCCAUCUUGGAUCUGAGUGCGUGUCUCGAAAAAACUGACCUGAGGUCUGAGCUUGUGUCCACACUGAAGAAUGCCUUAGAAAACAGACUGCUUCAUCCAGGUUUGUCAGACUUUAAAGCCUAAAAUAUGUGAUCAGGUGAAAGCUGACCAUGUUCUAUGUUUAACAGAAGUAAAACCAGAAGGUUCAUAAUUUUUUUCAAUUUUUAAAAAAAAAAAUUGAGGGCAAGCAAAAUGCAGAGUUAAAUAAGGAAUUUAAUUCAUGAAAUACUUAAAAAUAGACAGCCAUGGUGUUUAUUUAAGCUCAUCUGUCAAAAAUAUACUGCAAAGAAAUUUAAAUGUUAAGCAUUGACUAAAGAAAAAAAUUGUGAAAAUAUGGCAUGGAGAAUGUGGAUUAACAAAAACUUAACACUGAUAAGCUAUUUUUUUUUUUUUUUUUAUUUGGUGGGGAUCCUUUUUGUUUUCUUUCAUAUUCCUUACUGACUUAGAUUUGAAAUGUAAAGAAAAAUGCUCUAUUCAUUAGAGAAGCUAAUGGAAAAAGAAAAAUGGAAAUUAUGGUAAAUUUAAUCAAGUAAAUAAAAAAAACUUAACUUUGAUAAGUUAUUUUUUUUUUUUUUUUUUAUUUGGUGGGGAUCCUUUUUGUUUUCUUUCAUAUUCCUUACUGACUUAGAUUUGAAAUGUAAAGAAAAAUGCUCUAUUCAUUAGAGAAGCUAAUGGACAAAGAUAAAUGGAAAUUAUUGUGAAUUUAAUCAAGUAAACAUAUACAAAUCUGAAUUUUUUUGUUUGUUUUGAAGGUGUGAACACGGCUGAUAUCCUAACAGCUUACAUUGCCGCCAUCAAAUCUCUGAGGCUCCUGGAACCAGCUGGUGUCAUCUUGGAGCUUGUGUGUGAACCUGUGGGCAGGUAUUUGAGGUAUAAACUUAUUUCCUAUCAUCUUAGUGGGUCAGUUCAUUUGUUCUUGUGGAUUGUUGUGAGAAUUAGAUCUUUGUGCAUGUUGGUUCAGUGGUGCACAAUUUUUCAUGGGCGAGGUCCCACUGAAAAGUUUGUUAUAUUAUGUUGGCUUCCUAUCAUCAGGUCAGUAAUAAUAUCUAAAAAAAAUUUUAUACCGCUGGCUAAGUUUACUCAAAAUUCAAAUCUUUUCAAAUAUAAGUGAUUUAGUUGUGGGGGCUUGACUACAUUUUGCUUACAGCUAUUACUUUUCUGCUUUGAAAGUGAUAGCUGAUGCUUUUAGCUUGUCUCUUGCAAUCCUUAUCAAAGUGAUAGCUGAUGCUUUUAGCUUGUCUCAUGCAAUCCUUAUUUUGUAAAAUUUGAUUUUUAUUUUAUAUCUCUAUUUUUGCUUGUCUCUAAGAGAAAAAAAAUUAAACAUAAAUAAAAGAAUGAAUCUUAAUAACUGACUUUUUAAAUAUCUGACUUAUCAAUUGCCUCAUUUAUUUUGUACAGGUCCAGAGAAGACACUGUUCGGUGUAUUGUGGCCAGUCUCACAGAUGAAGGCAACAAUGAGCUGAUAAAUGAACUUGUCAAUACAAAGCCGGUCGGAGAUGAAAACCAGGAGGAAGACGGGAACAUGGUUGGAUGGGAGAAUUGGAUGCCUGACCCAGUGGAUGCAGAUCAGUGUAAGCCUGUGAUAUUUUGCGGCCAUAUCUUGGUGAAUUUUCCACUUAACUGUCACAUCUUUGUGAAUGUUACAUUUCACCGCCAUUGAUCAAAAUGAAUUUAAAUGAUAAACUUAUAGACAUCCAUGUGAUUAUUGUUAUAUUAAUUUGUCGAAAACAUGAUUGAAAUAACAUAAGGAAAUUCAAAUCUUUAGUUCUUGACUAUGUUUAAUACUUAUCAAAACAAAUGGACAACAUAGAAAUAUUUUUUUUCUGCCGUGUAAAACUACUUUAAUUUUUUUUUUAAUUUCAACCACGCUUUUGCCACAGCUACAGUAUCAAAAAAUAGAAGGUCAGCCGACAUUCUCUCCACCUUGGUCAACAUAUACGGCAGCAAGGAGCUUUUUGUCAAUGAGUAUCGGGCACUGCUGGCCGACAGAAUCCUGAUGCAGUACAACUACGAUGUGGAGAGGGAGCUCCGCUACCUGGAGCUUCUCAAGCUGAGGUUCGGAGAGGCGCAACUCCAUUUCUGCGAGGUGAUGUUGCGGGAUGUGACCGAGUCCAGGCGAGUCAACGCCCGCAUUCAGGAUGCACAAAAGAGCUCUGAAACGCCUAAUGUAAGAAUAACGCAGCAUUUGUUUUAAACCAAGCUGUUGCUCAGCUCAUCUGAACAAAGAGCAUUAGCUUUCCCAAUGGCUUUAUAACCAUUUAAAUUUUUAGUACAAAUAAAUUGUCUCCGAAUGGGAAACCCUAUUCUUUUAAAUUUUUGUUUGUUUCUUGCUUAAUUGGUUCAGUUUAAGCUGAUUAAAGCUACUGCUCUUAUUUUAGAUCUUAGGGUGGUUAUUUUUCUUUCUAAAAUCCCAUACUAGUUAUAUUGUUUGAGCCCAAAUCUCUUCUAAGACUCAGACCUUGGUUUUUACGAAGACUUUGAUUUUCACGAAUCAUCAAACUAAAUUUUCCCCCCGUCUGUUAACAUUGCUAAACCAAAACUUAUUCCCUCGUUCUGUUACCAUUGCUAAACCUAAACUCAUUCCCUCCGUCUGUUACCAUGGCUGUACAUCAGUUGCCUUGUUGUGUUGUAUCCUCCAGGAGGUUGAAAUGAAUGCCAUGAUUCUCUCUGCCCAAUUCUGGCCUGCCUUCAGAGAAGAGAAGAUCACCCUCCCAGCUGAGCUGCAGGAGUACCUGAACAAGUACACCAAGUCUUUUGAGACACAGAAACAGAACAGAACAUUGGUCUGGAAGCCACAUCUUGGUAAGAAGUUAAUUGGUCUUAUUUUUACCGGGCUCAUUUUUGUGUGUGUAGAUAUUUAAUUAGUUUCAGCCUGAUACUGUUUUCACCGUGGUUUUGUACGUGGUGUUGUAUGGUGUUCCUAGUUACUGUUUUCUACGUGGUUUUAUAUGUAGCUUUAUGUGAUGUCCCUAGUUUUAGCCUGAUACUGUUUUCACUGUGGUGUUGUACAGUAUCCUUGCUUUUAAAGACAAGAAAGUCUUGGUCAAUUUUAUGUUAAAUUCAAACUUUUUUAAACAUUUUUUUCCCUUGUCAACAUGUUUUACUAAAUUUGUUUUGUCUAUUUCCAGACCAACCAAUAAUAGAAAUGAAAUGGCUGCAUGCUUUGAAUAUUUGCUGCAAUAACACAUGAUAAAUAAAGCACAUUUUUUUUUUUUUAAAAGCUCAAGUAGAGCUAAAAAUACAACAUUUUACAAUGUGUCAUAAAACGUAAAACGUUUCUUGAGUAACUUUUUUAAACAUUUUUUUCCCUUUUCAAUAUGUUUUACUAAAUUUUUUUUUUCUAUUUCCAGACCAACCAAUAAAAGAAAUUAAAUUGCUUCAUGCUUUUAAUAUUUUCUUCAAUAACACAUGAUAAAUAAAGCACAUUUUUUUUUUUUUUUUAAAAGCUCAAGUAGAGCUAAAAAUACAACAUUUUACAAUGUGUCAUAAAACGUAAAACGUUUCUUGAGCUUUUCAGGAUAUAAGAAACACAAAGGUUAGGGAAAAUUUAAAGAAGACAACACAAAAUAGCGAAUGUGUCACCAAAAAGACUUCAUCAGCUAAUAAUUUAAAAACAAGGAGAGUAAAAAAUAAAAUGAACCAGGCAGCUGUGCCUUCCACGUCAUCAAGGGCAAACUGGGCCUUUCCAUUACCUUGUUUUACUUAUUUCCCUUUUCAUAUUCUCUCCCCACCAUUGUCCCCAAUCUAACUGCUGAGAUUCGUGAUUUAAUUCUGUAAGCCGACUUUCAGGUGUUGUAGUAAUACUUUUUCUCCCCCUCAGGCAUUAUGAACAUUGAGAUUGAACUGAAGGAGGAGACUCUGAACUUCUCUGUCUCACCAGUACAGGCAGCAAUCAUUAUGAAGUUUCAAACGAAAUGUAAGUUUUGCCAUCAACAUACAUCCUAUGUCAACUAAUGGGGCAGAAAUUAUGCUUAGACAAACUUUCAGUAACAAAUGUAGCGUCAUAAAAAUUUAUUUUUAAAAUAAAAUUUAUUUAUUAGAUUUCACAAGGAAUCUAAUAAAUAAAUUUUAUUUUAGAAAUAAAUUUUGGUACCGUAGUUUUCCUUAGCGCUACCUGGCUGCUGGCAGAAGCAUCUAUUAAUAUUCUGAAUGUGUACAAUGUAAUCAAAACAUUUAACCAUUUACUUGGAUCAAUAAAAGAACCUUAUUUUAUCUAAUCUUUCUGCCACUUUAAACAAAAUUUUUUUUUACCUCUGCUGUUAUUUUAAAACAAGUAAAACAUCUAAUAGUGACUCAAUCCUCUUCCCAGCAAAAUGGAGUGUGGAUGAGCUCAGCUCUGAACUAGAGAUGACGGCAUCAGUUUUACGGCGUAAGAUUGCUUUCUGGCAGGGUCAAGGUCUCCUGAGGGAAGUGUCUCCAGAUGUGUACCAGCUGGUUGAGGAGAGGCGGGGUCGACCCCAUGACCUCAUCAUGGUGGAUGAAGAAGAAAUUGAAUCAGCUAUGGCGUCAGCUCAGCAGCAGAAAGAAGAGGAGAUGCAGGUUAGUAUCUUAUUGAACAGACAGCUGGAAUAAUGGCAAAUGUAGGUCUUUUACAAUGAAACCGUUGCAGUCUAACUUGAAAUUUGAUAUGCAUUUUUUUUGGGGUAGCAUUUUAGCCCUAUCAACACCAUCUAAAAUGUAAAUGUCAGAGAAAAGAUGUCAAGUUUUGAUGCACUGAACCAUGGGGCAGAACCCCGAAUUGGAUUGGGACACUUGUCCCAGUGUCGGGUGGGGCUGGAACACCGGCUGUUCUCCAUACUUUGUUUUUCUUUGUUUCAUAUUAAUAUAAUUUAUAAAUGUGUUGCAAGUUGUUGGCCAUUGUAUUCAUGCUUCGGGUAGCUUUAGACAUCAUCUAAUCUGUCACAUUAGGUGUAUAGUUUGGAAAAGGGCUAAGAGUUACUGACCCUGACAUUUACAGUCUAUUAUUGUUUAUAAAAAAAGUAUUGUAUUAUCUUCAUUGUGCUUCAUGCCUUACCUUUUUUUUUUAACUUUACAUUACUUCAGUUACACUUAUGGCUUGUAUCCCUUCAGGUAUUCUGGACCUACAUACAGGGUAUGCUGGCCAAUUUAGACUGCUUGACUUUGGAUCGAAUUCACUCAAUGCUGCGCAUGUUUGCCAUGGAGGAGCCCAGUUCAUCUGAAGUGUCAACACAGGAGCUGAAAACAUUCCUAGACAACAAAGUCAAAGAUCAAGUUUUAAUUUUCUCUGGUGGAGUCUAUAGACUGAACAAAUAGAUAAUCCCUCAAGAUGUUAAAACAUUUUUUUCAUGUUAACAUAGAAAAAUGUGUACCUUUACCAAUAAGUAUAAGCAUUUAAUAAUGAUUAAAAUUGAAUUGUUUUUGUUUUAUUUUCUACAAAAACAAAAUGACUAGUUAUAAGAAAAACAAUUAGUGUCUUCAUCAUUAUAUUAUGAAAAUAUGUUACUUCAGUGAAAUAGUUAUGACAUAAGUUGAGGACAACACUGGACUAGUGCUGCACGACUCUUAAAUACAUAUAUCUGUUACCGUUAAAUGUUUAUUUAUUAAAUUGACUUCAUAUG
Lymnaea stagnalis (great pond snail) is the source of this 11855-nucleotide messenger RNA. The record is from the annotation of a GenBank genome assembly. NCBI's taxonomy places the organism in Eukaryota, Metazoa, Mollusca, Gastropoda, Lymnaeidae.